Molecule: messenger RNA, 556 nt
Organism: Hippocampus zosterae (dwarf seahorse)
Lineage: Eukaryota; Metazoa; Chordata; Actinopteri; Syngnathiformes; Syngnathidae
Gene: cks1b
Product: CDC28 protein kinase regulatory subunit 1B
Exons: 4
Coding region: 171-404 (77 amino acids)
Biological process (GO): regulation of mitotic cell cycle
Cellular component (GO): SCF ubiquitin ligase complex; cyclin-dependent protein kinase holoenzyme complex
Molecular function (GO): ubiquitin binding; histone binding; cyclin-dependent protein serine/threonine kinase activator activity
Source: RefSeq, a predicted model, not a curated record
UGUCAGCCAAUGAGAAUAGGCCGGGUCCAUUUGAAUGGUGAGAAGCGGGCUCUCGUUGUCAUUUAAGUGCGAAACUAAGCGAGCGUUGCCAUCGAGCACUCAAAAACAAAAAGAAAAAGAGAAAGGAACCAAGUUUUCCAAUCCCUCCCGGCCUCCACCAGGCUGCCAGCAUGUCGCACAAACAGAUCUACUACUCUGAUAAAUAUGACGACGAGAAAUAUGAAUACAGGCAUGUCAUGCUGCCCAAAGAUAUUGCCAAGCGUGUACCAAAGACUCAUUUGAUGUCAGAGUCUGAAUGGCGGAACCUUGGUGUGCAGCAGAGCCAAGGAUGGGUUCACUACAUGAUCCACCAGCCAGAGCCACACAUCUUGCUCUUCAGGCGCCCCCUGCCCAAACAAAAGUAAAACAAACUCAAACGUAGCGGUCCCGCUGCUGGAUUACAAAUCUCUUGCGUGGUGCUGGCCUGACUUGAGAUGUGAGAGAAUCGGGUCGUGGACUGGAAAGGGCUAUCUUGACAUGAACUGAACACUGGGGAUAUGAAUUAAUGAAAGGGGGG